UUUGAAAUCUCAUCUUUUUCUCUCUUUCUUUUUGCCAUUUCAGUGGAGAAGUUGCAGAAGAAUUUCUGUCUCUCUCUCUCUGGAUAUUGUGAAGCUGGGAAUUCAAUAAAAAAGUCCAUAAAUUCCAUAGUUAGAUCAUAUUCGGAGUCUCUUUCUCACAAAUUAUGGUGUUUUAGCUACAAUUACAUAUAAGCUUUUCUUUCUCAGCUUUUUCUUUUGUAAGCUUCAAAAAUUCUCCUUUUCUCUUUAUUUCUUUUGCAGUGAAGAAGAUCAUGAAGCACGUGCACACUAACACUAGGAUCCACUUGAUCAUCCUGAGAACAUAAAUAUAUCCGUCCGUUUAAUUUGUCCCUGUUUUUGCUGCAAUUCAUGAAGCAAGCGAGCUCUCAAAUGGGUUGAUUCAAAGUCUCCUGAUUCAUCCAAAAGAAUAAGACACAACAUCCGAUGGCGACGUACUGUCAUGGGAACCCUGAAAUCCAAGCAGCUGACGGUCUCCAAACACUCGUACUCAUGAACCCUGCCUAUGUUCAGUACUCCGAUAACCCUCCGCCGCCUCCAAACAACCUCGUUUACCUCAACUCGAACUCCAUCUCCCCUCACGCGCCAUCUCCCCACACACAACAAUUCGUCGGCAUCCCCCUCCCCGCGGCUACUUCCGCCGCCAACCAAGGCUAUGGUUCCCACGAAAUCUCCCCCUUGCAUGGCCUCGUUCAGCGCGUCCAUUACAACUUGUACAACCCUAUUGACCUUUCCGGACCAGCGCGUGAAACUCCACGCGCUCAGCAGGGACUUUCCUUGAGUCUCUCUUCCCAACAACAUCCCAGUUAUGGAUCACAAGUUCAAGCGGGUUCAGGUGAGGACAUGAGGGUUUCGGGUGGAUCGGGUUCGUCCGGUUCAGGAGUGAUUAACGGAGUUUCGGGUGUACAAAGUGUGCUGUUGAGCUCUAAAUUCUUGAAGGCUGCUCAAGAGCUUCUCGAUGAGGUUGUUACUGUUAACAAUACCGAGAUUACCAAGAACGAAUUGGCUAAAAAGGGUAGUGGAGAUAAUAGCAAUAGCAGUAAGGCGAUUGGAGAAUCGUCGGUGGCGGCGGCAGGAGAUGGCUCUGGUGGCGGAGAGACAGAUUCUAAGCACGGCGCCGAACUGACUACGGCAGAGAGACAGGAGAUUCAGAUGAAGAAAGCGAAACUAGUUAGCAUGCUUGACGAGGUGGAUCAAAGGUACAGACAGUACCAUCACCAGAUGCAGUUUGUUAUUUCAUCAUUUGAGCAAGCAGCUGGGAUUGGCUCUGCUAAAACAUACACAUCUCUUGCAUUAAAGACCAUCUCAAAGCAAUUUCGGUGCUUGAAAGAUGCAAUAACCGGCCAAAUCCGAGCUGCAAACAAGAGCUUAGGUGAAGAAGAUUGCCUAGGAGGCAAAAUUGAAGGGUCGUCGAGACUUAAGUUUGUCGAUCAUCAUCUCCGACAACAACGAGCACUUCAGCAGUUGGGAAUGAUCCAGCACAAUGCUUGGAGACCCCAAAGAGGGCUACCCGAAAAAUCAGUCUCGGUUCUUCGAGCUUGGCUCUUCGAACACUUUCUUCAUCCAUACCCUAAAGAUUCAGACAAGAUCAUGCUUGCAAAACAAACAGGGCUAACUAGAAGCCAGGUGUCUAAUUGGUUCAUAAAUGCUCGAGUUCGGCUUUGGAAGCCAAUGGUGGAAGAGAUGUACAUGGAGGAAAUCAAGGAACAAGAACAAAAUGGAUCAGCUGAGAAAAAAAGCAAGAGCCAUAACAAUGAAGAUUCAACAUCCAAAUCCACUGCACCAGACAACAGCCAAAGUUUCAGUUCCAACCAGGACAAUAUCCCUAACCAGAAUGGUUCCUCAAUGUCCAUUUCCAUGGCAUCAACAUCUCCCCUUGCCGGCAACCAUUCGGGAUUCUCCUUCAUCGGAUCGUCCGAAUUGGAAGGGAUCACUCAAGGAAAUCCAAAAAGGCCAAGAAGCACCGAAAUAUUGCAGUCCCCAAUGGAUAUCAAGCAAACAACCGAGGCCAACAAUGAGGUUACCAUGAAGUUUGGCAAAGAUGGGUACACAUUUAUGGGAACCAACACGGAUAUCAUGGGAAGUUUUGGUCAAUACCCCAUCAUGGAAAUCGGAAGGUUUGAUGCAGAACAGUUCGCUCCGAGAUUUUCAGGCAAUGGCGUGUCAUUAACUUUGGGACUUCCCCACUGUGAAAACCUGUCUUUAUCAGGCACCCAUCAGAGUUUUCUUCCGGACCAAGCGAUGCAAAUGGGGCUAAGGCUCGACAUUGGAGAACCCGAUGAGUUCGGGUCUAUUGACCCUUCCACACCGCACUCUUCGGCUGCUGCAUAUGACAACAUCGACUUUCAAAAUAGGAAAAGGCUCGCAUCACAAUUGUUACCGGACUUUGUUGCCUGAUCAACAUGAAGAUUUCGGAUUCAAGAAACUUGCUGGGAAAGAUAUCAGGUAUUUUCCAGGAAAAUGAACGGUAGUGUAAAGGAAGACAAUUCCAUCCAUAGUAUAGGUCUAUAUACUUUCCAUAGUUCAAUUUGAGUCCCUGGGCAGUUUAGGAUCUCAGAAAUAUUCGAGGAUUGUAUAUUAAUUUUGUAAGUUUUGGGGGAUUGGGUAGAUGGUGAUUGAUAUUAUAAAAUUAGUCACUUGGGUAUACUGGUAUAAUCAAAUUUCUAGUCAAUUUGGGUAUGUAUUUUGUAGCAAUUCAGGACAGAAUUUACUAGUUUAGUUCUUUUCUGAUGUUAAACAGUUGCUAAAACCAUAAAUAAGAUGGGGUUACGAUUU
Hibiscus syriacus is the source of this 2793-nucleotide messenger RNA. Its product is annotated as BEL1-like homeodomain protein 1. Gene Ontology annotation, biological process: regulation of transcription by RNA polymerase II. Gene Ontology annotation, molecular function: DNA-binding transcription factor activity, RNA polymerase II-specific; RNA polymerase II cis-regulatory region sequence-specific DNA binding. The record is from RefSeq and is a predicted model, not a curated record. NCBI's taxonomy places the organism in Eukaryota, Viridiplantae, Streptophyta, Magnoliopsida, Malvales, Malvaceae.